GGCCGCGGCGGCGGGACCCCCGGCGGAACCGAGCGGAACCGGGCCGGGCCGGGCCUGCCGGGGGCCGGGCGGGCGCCGCUGCCAUGUGCGGCGGGAAGCAUGUGACGCCCUGGCCUUCGAUGAUUUAAUGGUUGUUAUAAAAGCACUUCGGAGCGUUCGAGCCUUUCCUGAAACGCGCCGCUAAAUCCUCAUCUUAGCAACGGCAGUUCAGAAACGUUGGGAGUUGGGUUUCCAAAUGGAGCCGAGUCUCUUGGAUUAUUGGUGGUUAUUUUUAAGCGUUUUUCUUCCUGAGAAGAAGGUUGAAGAUCGCCGGUAUAAGUGGGUGAUACUAUUUUCGGCAUGACUCGUAAUCGUGGGUGGACAGGUAGCCUGAGCUAGGCUGCUGUGCACGGGAUGCUGCAUCCUGUAUUCCCUGGAGCUGGGAAUCCUGAGGCAAGGAAGGAAAGGAGAAUCCAGAGUACAGCAAGAGGUUAUUUGCAGGCCUCUGAUAUCCCAAUUUUGUUCUGUUUGAUGUUUAUAGUAGACAAAAUGAGAAGGAAACAGGUGGUGUGGUUUCGGAGGUAGGAAGCAGAGGGGUUAGAAGGAGAGGUACAGAGUGAGAAAUGUGGUGGUGACAGUGUUGCAGAAGUUGAGGAGCAGAGGGCAAAAAGUAAAGUCUAACCUACAGCCAGAGAGCCGGUGAGAGGAGAGGGAAGGUAACGAAAGAAAGCAGGUACUUUUAUUUGGGCUGCUCCUGUGGUAGGGUGCCUGGGGAAGGUGCUGCUCCCAUGAGAAGUGAGGCCAAAGAGCUCCUGGUCUUGCAGCUGGUAUCGGCAGCUCUGAGGCAGGAAGGAGGGGUUCCUCCUCCCUUCCUCCUGUUGUCUCAAGCUUUUAUUCCACACUUCUAGAAGUGCUACGAGCAUUUCCCACUGAUAAUUCCUUUUUUUAAAAAAUGACAUUGCAGGGCCUCACCAUCAUAAUUUUAGGAGUCCCUCAUUGUAUGAUCCAGAUGCAGUGUGUUAUCCAAUACUCUCUCUUGAGUGUGUGAUACUGUGAUUAACAGGUUAAAGCACUUCUCAGGAUUAUGUUUAUAUUGUCACUUUUCUGGAAGGGUUUGAGGGAAGAAGUGUGUAAUCUCUCCCCUGCCUCCUGCAGAAGAGCUUUGGGAACAGUUUAUGCCAAGGGACUUAUCUUGUACUUUGAGACAAGUGGUCUGUGGUUCUUGGUUUUCCAGAAACCACUUAAAGAUGAUGUUGAAGACCUUCUGUGUGGUUCAGAUGACAUAAUGCUUCUACAUCUAUUUGUAAUUAAUCUGAAUUUAAGGAUUACAAUGUUUUUAUUUUUUUCUGUUAGGAUAAACCAAAACACUUAAUUUUUAUCAUUCUGCAUGUAAAUAGUGGGGAAGUUGCCCUUUUAGUUAAGAUUUGCAGGCUUUGAAAGACUAAUCCAAAUUUUUCCUGUAGCACAAUAAUAUUUAGCAUAGGAUAAAUGCAGAACUUGUCCUCUGGAUAGAAAGAUUGUAGUUCUGGAGAGAUUUGAUAGCUUUCAAGGGUGAUGUUGAACAGUUCUGAAAUAUUCUGGGAGUACAGCUCUUUGAGAGUGCUAAUAGAGAUCUGUAUGAUUUUUUAAAAGUUUACUACGGGAUUGCUUAUUGUGAUUCUUCCAUCAAGUUACAGCAGGGAACCAAGUUCUACAACUCAAGUACAAUUUUUCUUUAAUUUUUGUGAGUAACCAUGCUUUGUCUUCCAACACAGUGUUUACCUUUCAUACCUUUGCAUGGUUUGUUGUUUUUUCUAAGCAUCUGGGCAGAACCACCAGGUUCUGUGAGGAGUAUGAAAUUGUUACUUCAGACAGCAGUCUCUCCUCAGCAAGGACACUGGUUCUUGAGAGGGUUACUACAAAUACUGUGGUCUGUAGAAAGAUGUGGAAGCAAGUAGAGUGGAUGGAGAAAAAUAAUUUGACAGUUCCACAUGACUCUAAUACUUCUGUGUAAAGGUAAUUGAACCCUGCAGCUGAUUGUAAGACAAAUCCUAGGUAGUGUGCUCCUACACAUUGCAGGAGUUAAAGGCAAAAUGAGAGGGAGGCACUUUUUAAAGUGUGUGUGGUUUAAGGAAAUGCUGUGUUUGGAGGCCAUACUGGAGGUAGUUGGUGAUGGGAUGGCAUGGACAGGAACAGUAAACAUGAGCAGCAGUAUAUACAGAAACACAAGACACAUCUCAGAGGAGGAAUUGCACCAUUUUCCAUCAGAGAGAAAAUGGGGAAAGAUUGACUAUUUGGUGAACACCUUGAAGGCAGGGGGAGCCUUGUCAGGGCAGGAGAGAUUGGAUAACAUUGGUGGAGAUGGGGGAGAAGAGUGCUCAGCUUCCCUUCCAAGGUGUCUUUGUAUCCAGCAUUGUUCUGGUCUUACAACAGCAAGCACUUUUCAAGUUUUAUAUGAUCACCUCGGCAUUUUUGCUGGCUGCAACUUCAGUGUUGGUGAAUUACUAUGCUGCUUUGCACAUAAACUACAGUGCCUACUACACAGCCCCGUUUGGAAUUCAGAUCUUCCCUCACAAAGGACCUUCGCUAUGGAUGGCACUUUCUAUCCUUCAGCUUACCUUCGGAAUCGGGUAUGUUACCCUGCUAAAUGUGCAGUCCAUCUACUCUCAACUCAUCAUCCUGGAUAUACUGAUUCCCGUAAUUGGCUUGAUUGUUGAAUUACCUCUCAAUGUCCGGCAGAUACUCGUUUUUAUUUCAGGCCUAGUUCUGACAGUAAAUACCACAGUCAUCUUAGUGAUGAAAAUUAAAUGGUUCUAUUAUUCGAUGCGGUAUGUUUAUCUGCUGGUGAGGCACAUGUAUCGCAUUUAUGGAUUACAGCUACUGAUGGAAGAUACAUGGAAAAGGAUCCGGUUCCCAGCCGUACUGCGUGUCUUCUGGCUAACGAGACUUACAGCACAAGCUGUGGUAUUAACAUAUGUUGUAAAGAUGGCUGAAACUAAUACAGAAGAAAAAUUCUUCUUGAUAUCAUGGGACAACUGUUGGGAACUGAUUUGCAGUCUGAUCAUCAGUGGGUGUGACUCCACUCUAACUGUGCUGGGCAUGAGUGCCGUCAUUUCCUCAAUAGCGCAUUAUUUGGGACUCGGCAUCUUGGCCUUCAUCGGAUCAACUGAUGAGGACGACAAAAGGCUGGGUUUUGUGGCGCCGGUCUUGUUUUUCAUCUUGGCCCUGCAGACUGGCUUAAGUGGGCUGAAACCCGAAGAGCGCUUAGUUCGGCUGAGUCGGAACAUGUGCCUUUUGUUGACGGCCGUCCUGCAUUUCAUCCACGGGAUGACAGACCCAGUGCUGAUGUCUCUCAGUGCCUCCCACGUGUCAUCGUUUCGCAGACACUUCCCUGUACUGUUCGUUUCCGCUUGCCUUUUCAUCCUUCCAGUUCUGCUCAGCUACAUCCUCUGGCACCACUAUGCACUAAAUACAUGGCUUUUUGCAGUUACAGCAUUCUGUGUAGAGCUUUGCCUAAAAGUAAUAGUUUCUAUCACUGUUUAUAUAUUGUUUAUGAUUGAUGGCUAUUACAAUGUGCUAUGGGAAAAACUUGAUGACUAUGUCUACUAUGUUCGUUCAACUGGCAAUAUUAUUGAGUUUAUAUUUGGAGUGAUCAUGUUUGGAAACGGAGCUUACACGAUGGUUUUUGAGUCGGGAAGCAAGAUUCGUGCUUGCAUGAUGUGUCUACAUGCAUACUUCAACAUCUACUUGCAAGCAAGGAAUGGCUGGAAGACUUUUAUAAAUCGCCGGACUGCUGUUAAGAAAAUAAACUCGCUUCCAGAGGUGAAGGGAAGUCGGUUACGUGAAAUCGAUGAUGUAUGUGCAAUCUGCUACCAUGAGUUCACCACCUCUGCUCGCAUUACUCCAUGCAACCAUUACUUUCAUGCACUUUGUCUUCGGAAGUGGCUGUACAUUCAGGACACCUGCCCAAUGUGCCAUCAGAAAGUGUAUAUAGAGGACAAAGAAAAUGCCAGUAUCUCCAACAACAAUGGGUUUGUGGCACCAAACGAAAAUCCUGUACAAGUUGCAGAAGAAGCUGCUGAUGCUGAAAAUGAAUUAAAUGAAGACAAUGGCAGUUCUGAUAGUGAAGAGGAAGAUGAUGACUGUGUGGUGCAGCACUUGAGUGAGACUCGUAAUGUUGACUCUAACUCGCUUAGUGAUUAAGAUGUCCUUUACUAAGCCGUGAGGUAUUUGUUUAGGAUUGACUUCAACGGAAUAGAAGUAUCACUUCGUAGUAGUUGUACUUAAGCACAACAGCAGUAUCUCAGUGUUGAGUCUGUGAAUGGUGGUUGUUUACUGUGGUGUGUGCUACUGUAAAUAUACCUCUGACUUUUGCUGGUCUCUUUCAUGACCACCUUAAAAUUAUGUACAUUAUUGUACAUGGAAUAAAAUGUUUUCACAUGUUUUUAA
Molecule: messenger RNA, 4407 nt
Organism: Apus apus (common swift)
Lineage: Eukaryota; Metazoa; Chordata; Aves; Apodiformes; Apodidae
Gene: RNF139
Product: ring finger protein 139
Exons: 2
Coding region: 2320-4161 (613 amino acids)
Biological process (GO): ERAD pathway
Cellular component (GO): endoplasmic reticulum; endomembrane system
Molecular function (GO): ubiquitin protein ligase activity; zinc ion binding
Source: RefSeq, a predicted model, not a curated record